Molecule: messenger RNA, 1514 nt
Organism: Acipenser ruthenus (sterlet)
Lineage: Eukaryota; Metazoa; Chordata; Actinopteri; Acipenseriformes; Acipenseridae
Gene: ribc1
Product: RIB43A domain with coiled-coils 1
Exons: 8
Coding region: 203-1342 (379 amino acids)
Source: RefSeq, a predicted model, not a curated record
CCCACAGGUUUUGAAUUGCCUCCGCUCCCCCCCGCUCAAGAUCGCUUUUGGUUUGCUCCCGUUGCCACGGCAACCUAGACCAGCGAUACAGUUUGAAUUGCAACUCCUCGACAGAACGACACGGUCCGAACCGGGACCAGGGCACGACACGGCACGACACGACACGACAGGACCGGAGAAACCCAUUCAAACUCUACCAGGCAUGUACAAGGUGGACGUCCCUCUGGAUGCAGAGCUGAGGGAAGCUGCUGCUGUGGAGAGGCGCAGGAACCAGGAGCUUCAGAGACAGAGCCGGGUGUUCAACCCGCGGGUCAGAACCAUGGGGCUGGACACCGACAGCCUGGGCCAGCAGGUCCAGCAGCGCCGGCAGCGAGAGGAGAGCGAGAGGCACAGGGAGCGGGCCUACGACGCUCAGCGGGUGCUGGAGGACCAGGCUGUGCUGCAGUUUGAAGCCGCGGAGGCUGAGCGGAGGAGGGAGCUGGAGAGGGGGGUGCAGAGGUACAGGGAGACCCUGCAGAGACCCCAGGACAGCCGGGAUCGAGACCUGAGCGACCCGCGGGCCCAGCACAGCGAGCCACCGGCCCGGAGCAGCGACUCGGACCCACGAUGCGGACCCGCCUCCCUGCAGAGAUUCCAGGGGGAAGACCUGAACGCACCUGAGAGAAAGAAAGCAAUGAAAGAGGAGAGCGAGAGAGCGCUGAGGAGACAGAGAGAGGAGAGAGAGAGGGAGAGAGACGCACAGAGAUACGCAGACAACGUCUCUGACUUGAAGAGAGUGGAGCUGGACCUGAGAGCUGUGCACCUGUCUGAGCUGGAGGAGCAGUGCAAGAGAGCAAUCGACAUGGCGGUGAAGGACUGCAACAAAGCACAGGCAGAGGAAGUCGCUCAGCGCAGGCGGAUGGACAGAGCGAGGGAGGAGGAGGAGAACCUAUCGGAGGUGUGGAACAGCGUGACCUCUGACCUGCUGACCGAGAACCCCGCUGCCUCCGAGGGGGCGGGGCAGAGAGUGCUGACCGACAGGUGGAGGGGCAUGACCCCCGAGCAGCACAGCGCCAUCCUGAGGGAGCGAGAGGAACAGCUGGCUGAGAGAGAGCGGCUGGACUCCGAAGCGAGGCAGCGGGAGGAGGAGUGGGAGAGGCAGAGGCUGCUGGCAGCGAGAGCCGGGAUAGAGCUGGAGAUGAGAGAGAGGGAUAGAGAGAGGGAGCUGAGGAGAGAACUGGACAGAUACAACCUGCAGCUCGCCAGAGAACAGAGAGAGCACCAGGACUUCCUUGUGAAGGAGCUGUACACCAACCCCCCCACUGCGCAGUACUUCACCCAGUUCAACACCACCAGCCGCUGAACUGGGAUCCCAGCACAGACCAGUCUCCCACUGGGAGAGAGACGAGCGACACAGACACACACACACGCCGUCUCAACCCUUGACAACCCUCUGUGAUACGAGCUAAAGGGGGGGGGGGGCACUGUGAUUGCAAUAAGAGGUGCAAGUGAAUGAAUGAAUAAAUAAAUACAUU